This is a messenger RNA of Hylaeus anthracinus, 1203 nucleotides long. RefSeq lists its product as uncharacterized. Lineage: Eukaryota; Metazoa; Arthropoda; Insecta; Hymenoptera; Colletidae. The transcript is spliced from 3 exons. Bases 733 to 924 code for a protein of 63 amino acids. The record is from RefSeq and is a predicted model, not a curated record.
GCAUGUGCACUUUAAUAUCUAGCAGACGAUGUGAACGUUCGUAUUUUUAGAACAAGCUUUCCGUUUACAUGUGUUCACGGGUGGAGCUUCUCUCACGGAUUUUUUUCCAUUUCACGUACUGUGUUGAUUAAAUCGACAUAGGUAACGUGAUAUCAAUUUACAUCCACAUGAUCUAUAGAAAUAGUUGAAUAGAUCAAGCUUAAAAUAACCAUUGUAAUAACUUGGCAAGAAUGAAAUAGUAAAAUACUGCUCCAAAGACUAUUGUAAUAUAUUCUUGUUGCAUUGUAAAACCACAAGUCACCUCUGAUUUGUUGGAAGCCAUAAUUAUAUUGAAGUUAUUAUCAAAUGAUAGUGUGAUAUUUCAAAGUACACACUUCACAUCUCUGAAUAUUUUACAACUCUAUGAUCUGAAUUUGAAUCUAGAAGUGAAACGGUUGCAGAAAAGAAGAAAGUAAAGAAAAAAAAAAAAGAAGAAACUUAAGCAGGAAAGUAAACAUAUAAGAAUAUUCUUAUAAGUUUAUUAGCAGUUUAAUCAUAUGCUUGUGCAUUCGCAAUUUUUUAAACAGUAAAAUAAAUUUAAUACAGUCAUAAGGAUAGGUAAAAAGAUAAAAUAUCUUAAGAGAAUAUUGUAUCGUAAAUAUUAUAGAGAAUUACCAAUUUUUUUUUAUAAGAUUUAAUUAGUUACUUGCGUUCACUUUCCUAAAUCUAUUUCAAACAAAACUUAUUUACAAAAUGGCUAGUCAUACCUCAAAUAAUAAAAAUUAUAAUAUGAAACUUAUUGACACUAUUUAUAAUCAGGUGCCAGCUUUUACAGAUGUCUUUGAUGAAGAAACAUGGUAUAUUUUUGUUGCCUGUUUUGUAGGAGGAACAUUUUUAGUUGCAUUUAUUCUCUCAAGAUUUAUUACACUAAAACCUGUAGAAUAAAUUUCAAGUGUUUCUUAAAAAAGCUGUAUUUAAUAUUUAUGUGCACAGCAUUUUAGUUAUAUUUAACAAGUUAUACUGUACUAGUGAGAUUUCACUAUGUUUUAACAAUAAAUGUUAAUUGAUUCAAUAAAUAACAGCUAUACACAUGAUAUUAUAUUAAGAUAUUUUUCAGUGUUUUAAACGUGUAACUAAUUACAAUUACUUUCAAUACUAUACAAUAUUAAUAAAUUUAUAAUUUUACAUAUGAAUUUUCUUUAUAUUGUGAAUAUGAAAUAAUAU